Molecule: messenger RNA, 285 nt
Organism: Ogataea philodendri
Lineage: Eukaryota; Fungi; Ascomycota; Pichiomycetes; Pichiales; Pichiaceae
Exons: 2
Coding region: 1-285 (94 amino acids)
Source: RefSeq, a predicted model, not a curated record
AUGAGAAUCCGAGCCAACCAAAAUAAUCUAUUUAGAGAAUCGAUAUUUCCAGAUGGCAGCCCCAUACGUUAUUUUUGGCGCAAAAGUCCCACCACAUUGGGUAAGUUGACAUACGUGUUGAACUCUAAUUCAAAGCUUGCCAUUGGCACCAUUUUGACCGUUGUUGGAGGAAUUACCGGUCCAAAGUACUUGUCCUCUGCUCCACCGGCAGCUGCUCCAGCAGCUUCUCCGGCCCCAGCUCAAUCCUCUGAGCCAGAACUCGAUGUUGAGAAGGCAAUCAAGUAA